UGAAGAGAGAGAGAGAGAGAGGCUUUUGUCUCGGCCCCCUCCUCGGCUGUGCCUUUCCACACUCAACCGGGCGUUGUCGCUCUAGACAGAAACAAAACCGGCGGCGUGAAACUCAUAUAUAUCUGGCCGGAAAGCUCUCCCCUCUCUCUCUCUCUCUCUCUCUCUCUAAACCCAAAAUCCCCUCAAAUCUUUUCCCCUGUUGGGAAGUUUGAGACUUUGUGUCCUCUUCUUAUGGUACAGUCCCCAUAAGUGAAGUGCCCACUUUGCUGCCCUGCUGCUGCCCUGCCCCUGCUUCAGCUCCUUCUUCUUCCUUGAAGGGGCCAAUGCAUUGCCUCGGUCACACGUAGCAGUUGCAUUGGCCUUCUUCCGAUUGUGCGUGUUGGACCAGUUGCAUGAGCUGUAGAAGAGAUUUGAGAGCAGUCUUGCGGCACAAAUAGAGGAAAUUGCGAGCUACUUGAAGGCUAGAUUCAACUGACAGGCUUUAAAUUCCAAUGGAAAAUGACUACUACGAGGAGCAGCAAGUUCCAUCUGGCAUUCUUACAGGCAUAGUCUUCAAGGUUAAUCCAGGAUCAGAUACGGAGAAAUUAGCGGCUCUAACUAUCAAUGCAGUUAACGAGGUUUAUGAUCCUCGACUGGGACUUCCCAAUCCUACUUAUCAGUGCUCCACAUGUGGUGCCAAAAAUCUGAAAGGCUGUGAAGGUCACUAUGGUUGCAUCAAGUUCCCUUGUGGAAUACUACACCCGUAUUUUCUAGCGGAAGUUGCAAAGAUCUUGAAUAAAAUUUGUCCAGGAUGUAAAUCGAUUAGGCAAAAGCGGGUUAAGGCCACUGCAACAUCGGAAAAUGGUGCACCUGUGGGUUGCAAGUACUGUCUUCAGGGAAGCUCGGUAUUUUGGUAUCCGCCGAUGAAGUUUAGAGUUCCUUCUUCGAAGGAUAUUUUCAGGAAAACUUCCAUAAUAGUGGAAGUAAGAGAUAAGCUACCAAACAACACCAGAAGGAAGCCAUACAAGGCAGAUUUGGCUCCGGAUUAUUGGGAUAUUUUACCUAAAGAUGGAGCACCAGAAGACUCUUCGGCUAAACCAUACAGAAGAGUUUUAUCACCUGCCCAGGUCCAUAAUUUGUUGACUGGGGUCGAUUUGAAAUUCAUCCAGAAAUUGAUCCCUGACAUAGAGUCGUUAUUCCUCAACUGUUUCCCGAUAACUCCGAACUGCCAUCGGGUUACAGAAGUUUGUCAUGCAUUUACUUAUCGACAUAAAGUGGCCUUUGACAAUCGAACAAGGGCAUACAGGAAAUUGGUCGAUUUCCGAGGAUCGCCUAAUGAGUUAGGAUCUCGUGUCCUUGAAUGUCUGAAAACAUCCAAGCUCAACCCGGACAAGCUUUCAAGCACCGAGUCUGCUUUUGCACAGAAGAAGAAAAACGACUCUGACUUCAUCUCCUCAGGCUUGAGGUGGAUGAAGGAUGUAAUACUUGGGAAGCGAAGCAACCAUUGUUUUCGGAUGGUUGUUGUGGGCAACCCCAAUCUUAAGUUAAGUGAACUCGGUGUCCCUUGUUAUAUUGCUGAGAAAAUGCAAGUUGCUGAGAUUUUAAAUAGAUGGAAUUCAGAAACUCUCAAGACUAGUGUUGAUCUCUCUCUGCUCGAGAAGGGCAAAGUUUUUGUCCGAAGGAGAGGGGAUCUUGUGGAGAUCCGUCGGAUGACAGAGCUAGAAGUAGGAGACAUGAUAUAUCGACCAUUAAGCGACGGUGAUACCAUCCUCAUAAACAGGCCCCCUUCGAUCCACCAGCAUUCCCUUAUUGCUCUGUCCGUCAAGGUUUUACCUGUGCAUUCUUGUCUUUCCAUCAACCCGCUCUGUUGCUCCCCUCUCCGGGGAGAUUUUGAUGGAGAUUGCCUGCAUGGGUAUAUUCCCCAGUCAGUAGAAGCUCGAGUCGAGCUCAAGGAGCUUGCAGGCCUUGAUAAGCAGCUCUUCAAUGAGCAAAGUGGGCGGAACUUGCUUAGUUUUGGCCAAGAUAGUCUGCUUGCUGCUCAUCUACUUUUGGAUAGUGAAGUAUACCUGGAUCAAUUUCAGUUACAGCAGCUCAGCAUGUGGGCCUCCCGUGAGCCGCUUCCUCCCGCGAUCACGAUAGCGCCUCCUUUAGCAGAUAAGGAUGGCACUAGGACUUGGACAGGAAAGCAACUCUUCAGCAUGCUCCUGCCUAGGGGAUUCAACUGGGACCAUCCAUCAACCAAUGUCCAUAUUAUGGACGGAGAGAUAUUGUCUUCUGAGGGGUCCACUUGGUUACGGGAUUCUGAUGAACGAAACCUCAUCCAGAAGUUAGUCGAGCAUUGUCAGGGCAGGACCCUCGACUUCCUGCAUGAUGCACAGGAAAUGCUCUGCGAGUGGCUUUCCAUGAGGGGCUUCAGCGUCGCCUUAUCGGACUUGUACCUUUCAUCUGAUCCCCAUUCAAGGGAAAACAUGAUGGAAGAAGUCUCAUUUGGGUUGCAGGAAGCAGAUGAGACUUGUAACUAUAGGCAGCUAAUGGUGGACACUUCUCGAGAUUUUCUUGCCGCGAUUGAUGAUGAAGAGAACGGACAGAGCAUUGAUAUUGAGCCAGUCCGCUUCUGCUAUGAGAAGCAAAAGUCGGCCAUCCUCACUCAAGGAUCUGUUGAGUCUUUUAGAAGGGUCUUCCGCGAUAUUCAGAAUUUGGCCUACAAGUAUGCCAGCAGAGAUAAUUCCAUGUUGGCCAUGUUUAAAGCAGGCAGCAAGGGAAACCUUCUUAAGGUUGUCCAGCACAGCAUGUGCAUUGGUAUGCAACAUUCUCUGGUCCCGUUGCCCUUCAAUUUCCCCCAUCAACUCUCCUGUUCUUCGUGGAACGCACUCGAGAAAUUUAAUAUGGUUCAGAUGCUUCGAGACUCUCAGUUUCCUGCAUCUUUCAUCCCAUGCGCUAUAGUCAAGAACUCCUUUCUCAGCGGGUUGAACCCAGCAGAGUGUUUCGUUCAUUCUGUCACGAACAGGGCAUCUUCCUUCAGUGAGAAUGCUGAGGUUCCUGGAACCUUGCAUAGGAAACUUAUGUUCUUUCUUCGGGACGUUUAUGUUUCAUAUGAUGGGACAGUAAGGAACUCAUACGGGAAUCAAAUAGUGGAGUUCAAGUACCAUGUUGAUAAGGGUAGCACAAAGGGAGAAGAUAAAGAUCAUGUUGUGGGGAUUGGAGGCAGCCCUGUUGGGUCUGCAUCAGCUUGCGCAUUCUCUGAGGCUGCUUAUAGUGCUCUGGACCAGCCAAUCAGUGUGCUCGAAACUUCUCCUCUGCUGAACCUGAAGAAUGUACUGGAAUGUGGUUCAAAGAAAAGUAAGCCCAACCAGACUAUGUCUCUCUUCUUGUCCAAGAAGCUUGGGAAACGCAGGCACGGAUUUGAAUAUGGAGCCUUAGAAGUGCAGGAUUACUUGGAGAGACGAUUCUUUUCUGAUAUUGUGUCCACUGUUAUGAUCAUCUUCACUCCAGCGAACUACAAGCAGAAAGGUUUGAGUCCUUGGGUGUGCCAUUUUCAUAUGAGCAAGGAUUUCCUGAAGAAGAGAGGGGUAACAGUGAAUUCCAUCAUCACGUCUCUUCGGAGGAGAUGCAACCCUACAAGACCUGGAUCAAAAGCUAAUAUCCCUGUCUUGGAGAUAACAAGCGACUAUUGUCCGGAAGCGGAUAAACAGACGGAAACCCAUUGCAUCACUGUCUCUAUAGUUGCUUCCACACCUCUGAAAGUAGUUGAAGACAUGGUGAUACCCUUCCUUCUUGGAACAGUCGUAAAAGGAUUCUUGGAGAUUAAGAAGGUGGACAUCUUGUGGAGUGAAAGAAAUACUACCCCGAGAUUUGGUCCCAAAUCUUCUGGUGAACUGUAUUUGCGGGUGUCGAUGUUCUCACGCUCUGAUCGGAUGAACCUAUGGAACUUGCUUAUGGAUGACUGUGUUGACAUCAUGGAUGCAAUUGACAGGACUCGCAGUCACCCCGAUAACAUCGCCGACUUCUCCUGUAUAUAUGGGAUUGAUGCAGGGCUGAAACAUUUCCUCAACAAUCUGGAGUCUGCGGUUUCUGACACUGGAAAGACCGUACUUCCGGAGCAUUUGCUUCUUGUUGGCAACUCUUUAUCAACAAGUGGAGAGUUCGUCAGCUUAAAUGCAAGGGGACUGGCUCGUCAAAGAGAGAUAGCCUCCGUUUCAUCACCCUUCUCUCAAGCAUGCUUCUCGAGUCCUGGGACAUGCUUCAUCAAGGCAGCAAAGGCAGGAGCAGUAGACAACCUCCAAGGGAGCCUUGACGCCUUGGCUUGGGGAAAGCUUCCCACGCUUGGAACGGGCGAACUAUUUGAUGUAGUAUAUUCCGGAAAGGAGCAUGAGAUCACGAAGCCCGAAGACGUGUACAGUCUGUUGAAGAACACAGUUUCGGUGAAGCAGAGUGUGAAGAUAGACCCACCCAGUAACCACUAUCAGCUGUCAGAAAAAUUUGGUGUGAAGUUCACCCCCAUAAACGAGAAUGGUGCCUUUAAAGGACUGAAGAAACUUGAGCACAUAUCCAAGUCUCUCAGAAAAUUCUUGAGUGUGAACGAUGUCAUCAAGCUGUCUCAAACGCUGAGGAACAUAUUAUACAAGUACCCUAUCAAUCACCGAGUAGGUGACCGUGACAGCUCGCUCCUGAUGAUGGCUUUGUACUUUCACCCCAACAGAGACCAGAAGAUCGGAUCUGGAGCAAAGGAGAUAAAGGUUGGCCACCACUCCAAGCACAAGGACUCCCGGUGCUUCAUACUGGUCAGGAACGAUGGCACGAUCGAGGACUUCUCGUACCACAAGUGCGUCCAUGAAGCGCUCAAGAUAAUCGCUCCCCUCAAAGCACAGAACUACCAAUCCAAGUGGCUGAAGCACGGCGACCGUGGAGAGAGCUAAAGGAAUUGAUCUGGGUUGGGCAUCCGGGCACUCUCUUCAAUUUUUUUUCUUUUAAUAUUCUAAUGGAAGAAAUACUAAUAAGAUGGCUAUCCUUUACCACGCUUCUUUUUGCUCCUUUUACUGGAAUUCGUUUGCCUUCCAUAUGGAAAUGUGGCAAAUGAAGUCUAGUGGAAGCAGCAACGAGAAGCUCUUAAAGGUGCUAUUUCUCUUCUUUUUUUGAAUUCCUCCCCUUCCCCCUCCCCCUCCCCCAAAUUCAUCAUAUGAUACAACAUCAAACAAAAGACAUGAUACUAUGUUGUCUCCAUCAUAUCGUAUGCGCGGCGAUCCAUUAUUGAGAAGCAACUUCAAUUCCUA
Molecule: messenger RNA, 5249 nt
Organism: Punica granatum (pomegranate)
Lineage: Eukaryota; Viridiplantae; Streptophyta; Magnoliopsida; Myrtales; Lythraceae
Source: RefSeq, a predicted model, not a curated record